AUGCCACCCAAACGCAAAGGAAUCGGAGUCGCGUCACCAACUGUCACAAAACGCGUUAGGACAGACGACAAAAAGGAUGUGAGCAAAAAGAUCUCAGACUUGUUAAAGGUGAUUGAGGAGAAGAAAAAUUCCAUUGAUCAGCUUUUUCCUCAGCCUCCGGGUAGUAUAUGCCACAUACAUGAAGAUUACAAUUGCGCUUUGAACCAAACUAAUAUUCAGCAAAACAAUAAUAAAUUCUACAUUAUACAGCUGAUUGUUAUCGACCAGCCUUCGCCGACUUACACCGUUUGGACCCGUUGGGGUCGUGUGGGUGAACCAGGUCAGUCAGCUCAUUUGGGGCCAUUCCACGAACUACACAAGGCGGUCGCUGCUUUUGAGAAGAAAUUCGCAGAAAAAACUGGCAACAAGUGGCCACAACGGUCCAAAUUUGUCUAUCGUCCUGGAAAAUACGAUAUGGUCGAUGUGAUCGACAUGGCUUCAGAACCUGUUGGACAAGGGUCGACCGCAUUAUCACUCGCGUCCUCGCUGGGUGUGCCCUCUAAGCUAGACAAUGCGACGCAGUCAUUCAUUCGACGAAUAUUUGACCGCAGCAUGUUUGAAUUCACUAUGAAAGAAAUGCAUUUAGAUGUGAACAAGAUGCCCUUGGGAAAAUUGAGCGCCAAACAGAUUGCUUCCGCUUUUGAAGUAUUAACAGACCUCGGUGAAGUGUUGAAGAACAACAAAACAGGGGACAUUGACAUUCUGUCAUCGCGUUUCUACACACUGUUUCCUCAUGCAUGUGGACGCCAGAGGCCACCACCGAUCUCGGAUCUGGUGGUACUUCGAGCCAAGCUUGACAUGCUGCUUGUUCUGUCUGACAUGGUGCUCACUCAAGGGAUACAAGAGAAAGUUAAACUGGAGGAGGAUAAAGUGAACGUUUUAGACGAAAAGUACGAUCUACUGGAAUGUGAACUCCAGUGGUUGGACGAACAGGAUGCUGACCGUAAACUGAUCUUUGAAUUCUUCAUGAAUACCGGUGAAAAGGGCUACAAAAUACUCAACGUUUGGCGCGUGAACCGGGCAGGCGAAGCAGAGCGAUACAAGCCACAUCGUAAGAUGGAUAAUCGUCGACUUCUCUGGCACGGAACCAGUGUGGCUGUGGUCGCCGCAAUCCUCAAAACUGGUCUUCGAAUCCUUCCUCACUCUGGUGGUCUCGUGGGCAAGGGGAUUUACUUCGCUUCGUUAGCAGCCAAGUCACAACACUAUGGCAUGUCAGACGCUGACGGCCAUCGGGUCAUGUUUUUAGCCGAAGUUGCCUUGGGAAAUCCACAUUCCAUCUACAACUAUGAUUCCUCCAUCAAGGCACCGCCUGCCGGCUACGACAGCGUUAUUGGUGAAGGGGUAUCGGAAGCCGCUUCGGACACCUUUGUCGAAGUUCGAUUUCCAGAUAGUACGGCAAGGGCCUUCACUAGCACACCGAUACAGCGCAAGCACCAAUCAAAUUUCCACUACAGCGAAUAUCUCAUUUACCGCGAAUCACAAUGCCGUCUGCGUUUCGUCAUUGAAUACACUCACAGCUGA
Molecule: messenger RNA, 1560 nt
Organism: Dicrocoelium dendriticum
Lineage: Eukaryota; Metazoa; Platyhelminthes; Trematoda; Plagiorchiida; Dicrocoeliidae
Source: the annotation of a GenBank genome assembly